This is a messenger RNA of Capra hircus (goat), 2488 nucleotides long. RefSeq names its product testis specific serine kinase 6 (gene TSSK6). The record is from RefSeq and is a predicted model, not a curated record. Gene Ontology annotation, cellular component: cytoplasm. Gene Ontology annotation, molecular function: tau-protein kinase activity; ATP binding; protein serine/threonine kinase activity. Bases 769 to 1590 code for a protein of 273 amino acids. The transcript has a single exon. Lineage: Eukaryota; Metazoa; Chordata; Mammalia; Artiodactyla; Bovidae. Gene Ontology annotation, biological process: microtubule cytoskeleton organization; protein phosphorylation; intracellular signal transduction.
AUGCUGAGUGUGGCGGAAGCUGCAGCGCAGGUCUCGGGCCCGACUGGGAAACUUAGGGCGCCGCUGCACCUGCCCCAGUUCGUGCGAGAGCUCCGUAGCGGGGCCUGGGAUCGACUAAGCGCCCUAGCUGCGACCAAAAAGUCCUUAUUUUCUCUUCUAGAUGGAGGCAUGGCUCGGUCGGUGUUAAAGCCUGCAGCCCGUCUGGUCGCCCGAGUUCUUGCACCAAAGGACCUUCCCACUCACCUUCCCUCUGGGGCAAUGUGAGGCCAGUUAGAAACCCCAGGUUCCCGAGGGAGCCAGGUAUCGUCCCCUGCGGGCAGCCCAGGGCUCUGCAGGGUUAAGACUGGAUUACACGAAGGUCGGGGACGGCUGGGGCUCAGAUUCGGACUCCUGAGGAGCCGCCCCAACCCCAGGCUCUGAUUCCACUCCCGUGACGGUCGAGACGCCUUGCUAGUGUCCUCUCAUCGGGAACUGGAUCAUUCAGAGCGAUUAUGAGUCACAAAGCCGUAGGGCCUUGGGGAGAGUACCACGGGGCGGGGUCAGGGCCCCCACACCCCACCCCGAGGCAGGGUGACGCCCGCGGUCACUUCACAAGGCAGAAAUUGUUACCUGGGCAAUAAAAGGCCCCGCGGAGGCGGGGGCCGGGGAGUGGGCACAUGGGGGUGCGGGUGUGCAGGUGCCAAGCGCCAUGGGUUAGGCCCGAGAUCGGAGUCCGGCCGCCCCCCGACAGCAGCCGCCUCCUGCUCCCCACGCGCCCCAGGCGCCACCAUGUCGGGCGACAAGCUUCUGAGCGAACUCGGCUAUAAGCUGGGCCGCACGAUAGGAGAGGGCAGUUACUCCAAGGUAAAGGUGGCUACGUCCAAGAAAUACAAGGGCACAGUGGCCAUCAAGGUGGUAGACCGGCGGCGCGCGCCGCCCGACUUUGUCAACAAGUUCCUGCCACGCGAGCUGUCCAUCCUUCGGGGAGUGCGGCACCCACACAUCGUGCACGUCUUCGAAUUCAUCGAGGUGUGCAACGGGAAGCUGUACAUCGUGAUGGAGGCGGCCGCCACCGACCUACUGCAGGCGGUGCAGCGAAACGGGCGCAUCCCCGGGGGGCAGGCUCGCGACCUCUUCGCGCAGAUCGCCGGUGCCGUGCGCUACCUACACGACCACCACCUGGUGCACCGCGACCUCAAGUGCGAAAACGUGCUGCUGAGCCCUGAUGAGCGCCGCGUCAAGCUCACCGACUUCGGCUUUGGCCGUCAGGCUCACGGAUACCCCGAUCUGAGCACCACCUACUGCGGCUCUGCCGCCUACGCGUCGCCCGAGGUACUGCUGGGCAUCCCCUACGACCCCAAGAAGUACGACGUAUGGAGCCUGGGCGUCGUGCUCUACGUCAUGGUCACCGGGUGUAUGCCCUUCGACGACUCGGACAUCGCCGGCCUGCCCCGACGCCAGAAGCGCGGCGUUCUCUACCCCGACGGCCUCGAGCUGUCCGAGCGCUGCAAAGCACUAAUAGCCGAGUUGCUGCAGUUCAGCCCGUCGGCCAGGCCCUCCGCGGGCCAAGUAGCGCGCAACGGCUGGCUGCGAGCGGGGGACUCCGGCUAGAAGCCGGGGUUCCCACCGUUCCCGCCGCCCCGAGCAUUGCGCAAGCGCAGGGCACGCGCAACAAGCGCGCUUCGGUAGUUCCCGCGGAGCCGCCGCGCACCGCUGUGCACGCGCCCUUCCCCCUUCCCUACUUCGACGCCGGGGGCCGCAGUCGCCCCUGUUUGGAAUUCAACUACUCCAACAAGAUUCCCAAGAGCAGGAGGGCGCAUGCGCCCCCUCGGUUACCGGCGAGAAGGCCCCAGGAGGGGGCCAGAUGAGAGGAGACAGAAACGUUGCGCCGGUGCAGGGUGAGCGACCGCUACGCGGUGGGCGGUGGCUGCUUGGAGAAGCUGCUGGCGAGCGGACGCGCGCGGAGGGCGUCCAUCCACAGCCAGCCCCGCAUACCGGUGAGGGAAGGCGCGCUCCAGGCGCUGCCCUUCCUGGAACUUGCAAUAAACUCGCUCUUUCUCGCACCUAGCUCUAGCAAUGGCCCCCUUUUAUGGAGCAGCGGGGAGGGGAUCACUCCUCGCGGAAAGGCAGGCACGGGCACCCCAUUUUAGAGAGACUUGUGGCGGUUCUUGCUCCAGGUCUGAAAAGGGAGUUAGGAGGAUUCAAACAGAGACCUUUCGGGCUCCCCAUCCUGGGCAGACUCGAAAGGGCCUUGGCGUCAUCCUCAGCAAUAUGGUGGCCCUGGGAAUGGAGGUGUUGGAUUGGGCAGCAAGGACCCCAGCACCUUUCUGGUGUUUAAGGAUGGGACAGCAAGGGGCGGGGGGCGCCUGUCCAGGCAGAAACAGUGUUUACAAAAGAGGAAAUUGAGGCCCACACAGGGAUCACUUGCCCAAGAACAGCCAGCAUUGGCACCCAGAUACAUCUGAAGUGGGGCGGGGAGGUGGUGGAAGCUCUCCUUAGUGUUUGGCCC